GGAGGCUCGGGAGGAAGGUUCCUGGCCGCCGCUCCGCUGCCGACUGCGGCGUCUCCAGGCGGCGGAGGGGCUUCCCGAGAGGCCCGCGCGCCAUGGACAGAGCGGCGGCGGGCGCCGCGGGCUGCGAGGGCGCCGGAGGCCCCGGCUCGGGAGCGGCCGGCGGCCGGAGGCCCCCUUGGACGGCGGGGGGCGCCCCCGCCGGCUCGCGGCAGCCCAGCGUGGAGACCCUGGACAGUCCUACAGGAUCACAUGUUGAAUGGUGUAAACAGCUUAUAGCGGCUACAAUUUCUAGUCAAAUUUCAGGUUCAGUGACGUCAGAAAAUGUAUCUAGAGAUUACAAGGUUUUCAGGAGGCCUGACAUAAGGAAUAUUCAUAAAGCAAGACAAAGAUUGGCUCUGAGGGAUGGAAAUAAACUGGCCCAGAUGGAGGAAGCACCACUGUUUCCAGGAGAAUCAAUUAAGGCCAUUGUGAAAGAUGUCAUGUAUAUCUGCCCAUUUAUGGGAGCAGUGAGUGGAACCCUAACGGUGACGGACUUUAAGAUGUACUUCAAAAAUGUAGAGAGGGACCCACAUUUCAUCCUUGAUGUUCCCCUGGGAGUGAUCAGCCGGGUUGAGAAGAUUGGCGCGCAGAGUCAUGGAGACAGCUCUUGCGGCAUAGAGAUUGUGUGCAAGGACAUGAGGAACUUGCGACUGGCUUAUAAACAGGAAGAACAGCGUAAACUAGGGAUAUUUGAAAACCUUAACAAACAUGCUUUUCCUCUUUCCAAUGGGCAGACACUGUUUGCAUUCAACUAUAAAGAAAAAUUUCCGACUAAUGGCUGGAAAGUUUAUGAUCCAGUGUCUGAAUAUAAGAGACAGGGCUUACCCAAUGAGAGCUGGAGAAUAUCCAAAAUCAACAGUAAUUAUGAGUUCUGUGAUACCUACCCGGCUGUCAUUGUUGUGCCAAGUAGUGUGAAAGAUGAUGACCUUUCAAAAGUGGCAGCUUUUCGAGCAAAAGGCCGAGUUCCUGUGUUGUCGUGGAUUCAUCCAGAAAGUCAGGCAACAAUUACCCGUUGCGGCCAGCCACUUGUGGGUCCCAAUGAUAAACGCUGCAAAGAAGAUGAAAAAUACUUGCAAACAAUAAUGGAUGCCAAUGCACAGUCACACAAGCUGGUCAUCUUUGAUGCCCGACAAAACAGUGUUGCGGAUACUAACAAGGCAAAGGGUGGAGGCUAUGAGAGUGAAAGUGCUUACCCAAAUGCAGAACUUACAUUCUUGGAGAUCCACAACAUUCAUGUAAUGAGAGAAUCACUACGUAAAUUAAAAGAGAUUGUAUACCCUUCCAUCGAUGAGGCCCGGUGGCUAUCCAAUGUUCAUGGGACGCACUGGCUGGAAUACAUAAGGAUGCUUCUUGCUGGGGCUGUGAGAAUUGCUGAUAAAAUAGAAUCUGGCAAGACCUCCGUGGUGGUGCACUGCAGUGAUGGUUGGGACCGAACAGCCCAGCUCACGUCUCUGUCUAUGCUGAUGUUGGACAGUUACUACCGAACCAUUAAAGGCUUUGAAGCUCUGAUAGAAAAGGAGUGGAUAAGCUUUGGACAUCGGUUUGCGCUGAGAGUAGGCCAUGGUGAUGACAACCAUGCAGAUGCUGACCGAUCACCAAUAUUUCUUCAGUUUAUUGAUUGUGUGUGGCAGAUGACAAGACAGUUUCCUUCAGCAUUUGAGUUUAAUGAACUAUUCUUGAUUACAAUUUUGGAUCACCUUUAUAGCUGUCUCUUUGGGACCUUUCUGUGCAACUGCGAACAGCAGCGAUUCCAAGAGGAUAUACAUACAAAGACUGUUUCUCUGUGGUCUUAUAUCAAUAGCCAGCUAGAUGAAUUUUCUAACCCCUUCUUCGUGAAUUAUGAAAACCAUGUGUUAUAUCCUGUUGCUAGCCUGAGUCACUUGGAAUUAUGGGUCAACUAUUAUGUACGAUGGAAUCCACGGAUGAGACCACAGACGCCCAUCCACCAGACCCUCAAGGAGCUGCUGGCUGUUAGGGCAGAGCUGCAGAAGCGCGUGGAGGACCUGCAGCGGGAGGUGGCCACGCGUGCCAUCUCGUCCUCGUCGGAGCGGGGCUCCUCACCGUCCCACACGGCCACCCCGAUGCACACCUCAGUGUGACAGGCAAGCAAGGCCCAGCGGAGGGCUGCCGGUGCCUGGUAGUUUUAAGCCUACGCCCAGGGGGGCCAUGCGUGUGGCUAGAUGCCAGCUUCCGUAGGCAGCGUUUGUUGUAUGUACAGCCUGUUACC
This is a messenger RNA of Ochotona princeps (American pika), 2266 nucleotides long. It is a transcript of the gene MTMR1, whose product is annotated as myotubularin related protein 1. Gene Ontology annotation, biological process: phosphatidylinositol dephosphorylation. NCBI's taxonomy places the organism in Eukaryota, Metazoa, Chordata, Mammalia, Lagomorpha, Ochotonidae. The record is from RefSeq and is a predicted model, not a curated record. Gene Ontology annotation, molecular function: phosphatidylinositol-3,5-bisphosphate 3-phosphatase activity. The transcript has 17 exons. Bases 93 to 2138 code for a protein of 681 amino acids.